Molecule: messenger RNA, 532 nt
Organism: Cantharellus anzutake
Lineage: Eukaryota; Fungi; Basidiomycota; Agaricomycetes; Cantharellales; Hydnaceae
Exons: 2
Coding region: 54-380 (108 amino acids)
Source: RefSeq, a predicted model, not a curated record
UGGGAAUCAACAGUUAGUGCUUUAUCCCAUAAAGGUGUUUGCAGCUCUUCGAUAUGAUUUGCGGGAAGUUUUGCGGGUUCGAGGCCAGCUGUUGUACCUGUGUGUUACUGAACAUUUUGAGAUCAUGCUGCUGCUGUCAAUUCUCUGGGACGACUUGUGUAAACAGAGUGCAUGCAGUGAUAUACAUUGGCCGGUCGUGCCAAGAUAUAUUGGGGCCCAGGCUUCCUAAUGCCUCGGAUGUGAGUACUCCGUGCAAAAGAUUUGUUGGGAGGGGGACUUGUAGGCAGGUAACCAGCCUCUCUUUAACGGGACUCUUGGGACGCCUUGUUAGAUUCUGGGGUACAUGCAGUAGCCAAGCCGACGAGUGUGGGAAUACAUAACUCGCAUCGAUACGAACACGUACCAGCACUGGUUGGGGGGGCGAUUCGCCGCGUUGCUCUUGCUACCCCUUGCAGCAUUCGGGUUGGAGGGGAGGGGGGUUCGGGUUCCUUGUCAAUCAUCAUCCAUACAAGCUGUACAUGUUCGUUUUGUA